Messenger RNA from Agrilus planipennis (emerald ash borer), 5568 nucleotides. Its product is annotated as coronin-7. Bases 366 to 4250 code for a protein of 1294 amino acids. The transcript is spliced from 11 exons. NCBI's taxonomy places the organism in Eukaryota, Metazoa, Arthropoda, Insecta, Coleoptera, Buprestidae. Gene Ontology annotation, molecular function: protein binding. The record is from RefSeq and is a predicted model, not a curated record.
AGUCAAAAAAUGAUAAAUUUUUGGUGUUUUGACAGACAAAACUACAACAAGAAAACAUUAUAAAAUGUGGGUGUGUGGCAUUAACUUGUGUUUUCAUUUUAAAAUUCAGUAAAAGAAGCAUUUCAAUGUAAAAAACUAAUGAUUUUGGUUUCAAUCGGCUCAAACUUUUCAUCAGCUCGUUCCUGUUGAUUACGCUGCUACAUAAAUUAGAAAGUUCUUUUUUCAAGUAAGUGUUAAAUAAGAGUUAAUAAAAUCUUGAAAUAGUCUGUAGCAAAUCACCAAAAAUUUAGCUGUGUGCAAGAUAUUUAAAGCAAGACUACUUACCCUUGGGAAAUUGGUGUGUAAUUUACAACUUUGAAAGUAAAAUGGCUUGGAGGUUUAAAGCAUCCAAAUAUAAAAAUGCUGCUCCCAUUGUACCAAAACCGGAAGCUUAUGUGCGAGAUAUUUGUGUUGGUUCAUAUCAGACAUAUGGAAAUAACAUUACCGCCUCAGCCCAGUUUAUGGCUUUCAAUUGGGACUAUGCAGGAUCUAGUCUAGCUGUAUUUCCAAUAAAUGAUUCUGGGCGCAAAAGUAAACUUAUGCCAUUAUUAAAUGCACACUCAGACACAGUAACAGAUAUGCAUUUCUCACCAUUCCAUGACAAUCUAUUGGCCACAGCAUCACAAGACUGUUUAGUUAAGAUUUGGAUCAUUCCAGAAGGAGGUCUAAAGGAAUCUCUUUGUAAUCCUGAAUGCCAAUUUUCGCACAAACAGAGAAGAGUUGAAACCAUAAGCUUUCAUCCUACUUCUGAUUAUUUAAUACAUUCCACAUCAUAUUCAACGUUUUCAUUGUGGGAUCUUAUAAGUCAGAAGGAAGUAUUUUCAACCUCUGAUCAUUCUGAUGUAAUACAAAGUGUAAGUUGGAAAAGGAAUGGAAAAUUGGUGGCAACUUCAUGUAAAGAUAAACAUGUAAGAAUUCUUGAUCCAAGAAGUGAAAAAAGUUGUGUUAGUAUUGCUAGCAGUCACCAAAAUAUAAAGGAUUCAAGGAUUGUUUGGCUAGGAGAUCAAGAUAAAGUUUUGACAACUGGUUUCAAUGCUGCACACCUGAGACAAGUCAUAUUAAGAGACACAAGAAAUUUUGAAAAUCCCCUAAAAACAUUAGAACUAGAUUGUUCCACAGGUAUUCUCAUGCCACUCUUUGAUUCUGACACAAAUAUGCUCUUUUUGGCAGGCAAAGGAGAUGCUACCAUAUCCUACAUGGAAGUUGCAGAUAAAGAGCCUUUUCUUCUAGAAGGAUUAAGGCACAGUGGAGAGCAAACAAAGGGCGCCUGCCUUGUACCAAAACGUGCACUAAAUAUAAUGCAAUGUGAAGUAAAUAGAAUACUCCAACUUACUGGAAAUGCUGUGAUACCUGUAACUUAUCAAGUUCCAAGAAAAUCAUACAGAGAUUUUCAUGGUGAUUUGUAUCCUGACACUCCUGGAUGCAAAACAGACCUAGUACCAGAUAUGUGGCUACAAGGAGAAGAUAUACCUGUUCCAAAAAUUAACUUGGACCCCAGUGUUCGACAAGAAGAAGAAACUAAUAUGGUCACCAAAGAAUCGUUCUCUUCAUUGAAAGAGUUAACAAACAAGAAAACUACAAGUGUAAAAUUGGAUAACAAAAUUGUGUCCAAAAAAGAAAAUUCAACUCAUCAGGGUGUUAAGCAUUUAGCUGAUAAAUUUAUUGCCCCUAAAACUAAUACAAACGGCAUACUUUCGGAACAAAACAUCAAAAAUGAAAUGAAAUCACCUGACAAGCUACCCACAAAGAAAGAGAUCCAACCAAAGACAGAUAAACCAAAGGAAAUAGGAAGCGAAGAAAAAAAUACAAUUACCAAAAGUCCCAAAUUAUUUAAACCCAAUGAAGAAGGCGAUUUUAAACCAAAGAUAAACAAGCCAAACGAAGAGAACGUCAAAGAGAAAAACGAGAAACAAGAGUCUAAUUCUACGACAAAUGGAAAAAUGGAUGAAGAAUUUUCUCCUCACGAAAACGGAGACGCCAAGGCGAUUUUUCCGAAACCAAAACCGAGAACCUCACGAACAUAUUCAACUUGCGAAGAAGUGGUGGCCGGUAAACCGGUAGCACGCCCACGAACCAAUAGCUUCACACCUGCCCCAAACACUGUUGGUUCUAAUAACACCCCCGGAUCAUACAAGCCAUUACUUGGUCCUAAACCAUUUACUCCAUUCAACAUGAGAGAAACUGAAACUUUUGACAAAGUUUUUUCUGUCCCAACUGCUCCAGGAAGAAAACAACAAAACGGUUUAUACCAAACACAAACUACUUUCAUUUCCCACGAAAAGUUUGAUAGUUCACAGCACGCCGGUGAAAGCAACGACAACGACAUUCACGAAAACAAUUCCGAUGUAUUACAAGAACCCUAUGAAGUAGACAAACAGAUUGAACAUGAUAGUGUACAAAAAAAGUCUUCUUCUAAACCAUCCCAAGUUGAAGAAGUAAAACAAUGUAGCAAAGACGCUAAUAAUGAAAAAAAUGAAGAUUUCAAACGGAACCGAGAAGGAGGAAAUUUACCAUUAAGUCAGUCGAUGUCUGCAGUAGUUGACGACGACUAUGAUGAAGAAGAUAGUUUUGAACGGUCUUCUUCAGAACGUAGAAGUAUCGCUGAACGAAGAAAAAUGUACGAAAAUCGAUCUCUUUCAGUACAAGAGACUUCAGAUAAACUACCUAAAUCUCCUCUUCACAAACAUACAGAAGCUUUUAAGAGUGGAAGACAAAGUGAUAUAAAAGAUACGGCACAACAGAAAAAAGGGGAAACUGUCACAACCACACCUCCAAAAAGAACAUCUACAGUUUUCGGACGAGUUUCAAAAUUUCGUCAUUUGAAAGGUACUGCCCUGCACAAAAGUCAACAUAUUGAAAAUGUUCGUAACCUAAGUAGACAAAUACCUGGCGAAUCAGAUGGUUUCCAUGCCAAUCCUACAAGAGUUGCUGUACCUUUAAGUGGUCCAGGGGGCAAGAUUGCAAUUUUUGAGCUUAAACGUACUGGUCGCCUCCCGGAUGGAGUCAUUCCUGCUCUUGUUCACGGCCAGAAUGUUACCGAUUUUUGUUGGGAUCCGUUCGACGAUCAACGACUUGCAGUUGCGUGUGGUGAUGGCACCGUUAAGCUAUGGAAAAUACCGGACGAUGGUUUAAAAGAACAAAUCAACGAACCUGAAAUUGAAUUUUGCGCACAUUCUGAUAGAAUAUACUUUGUCAAAUUUCAUCCACUUGCAAAAAACGUUCUCGCCACCGGAGCGUAUGACUUGACUAUCAAAAUAUGGCACUUGUCUGACCUCGACGCUAAAAUAGUACUGUUGGGACAUACCGAGCAAAUUUCAGCGUUUGCUUGGUCUCCGUGUGGAAAAUUCUGUGCUACUUUUAGUAAAGACGGACUACUGAGGAUAUUUGAACCAAGGCAAAAUAAUCAGCCAAUUAGGGAAGGGAAAGGACCGGUGGGCACUCGUGGCGGAAGAUUAACGUGGGCUUUAAAUGGUCGAUUCCUUGUUGUUAUGGGAUUCGACAAGGUAUCCGUCAGACAAAUAAUGGUUUUUCAAAGUGAUAAUUUGAGUGCUCCGUUAAAUACGAUGACAUUAGAUGUAUCGCCAUCUAUCUUAAUACCAUUCUAUGAUGAAGAUAGUUCAACACUGUUCGUAACCGGAAAGGGAGAUUCGACCGUUUAUGCAUUCGAAAUCACUGAGGAGGCCCCAUAUAUUUGUCCCUUGAGCCAUCACAGAUGUCCCUCUCUGCAUCAAGGACUUUCAUUUCUCCCUAAAAACUGCUGUGACGUCGCCAAAGUCGAAUUUGCCAAAGCAUUUCGUCUAACCAAUAACACUAUAGAACCUUUGUCGUUUACUGUGCCAAGAAUUAAAACUGAUUUGUUCCAAGAUGAUCUUUUCCCAUCAACAAAAGUAAGUUGGAAACCUGCACUAACGGGCGCUGAAUGGUUUAAUGGAAAAAAUACUCCUCCCCAAUACAUUAGUCUUAAACCAGAAGGAAUGGAACAAUUAUCCGAUUCAGUUGUCCAAGAAACUCAGGAUCAUAAACCUGCUGCAAAAAUGACAACGACUCAAAGUAGUUUCUCUAAUGCUCUCUGGAAUAUGGACAAAGCAGAAAUAAAAAGCAAACAAGCGAAGAUUCAACAGUCAAUUUGCGACCGAAUUGAAAUCAACAUGAAAUUAGAACAAGAUGAUAUGGAAGGUGUAGACGAAAAAGAAUGGGAGGAAGAGGAAUGAAACGUGACUUAGACGUUAUCGGUAAUUGUUAAAGUUUGUACUAAUGUGUUUUCAUGAUCAUUACAACAUGCUCCCAUGUUAGCAGCUUUCCCAAUUUUUAUUUAAUAUUAUCUAAAAAUGUUACAGUAAAUAUAGAAAAUAGGUAUUACAAAAUUAAUUUUUUGAUGCAUUUAAAAUACAUUCCUUUUUUAUCGUGGGUUACAAAAAUAUUGGGAGCAUAUCGCAUCAUCUUUCUAUCCUCCCUUUUUAAACUAAUAUAAAUAUGUGUGUUUUUUAUAUAUGAUAAUAAUAAGCUUAGGGUUUUCGUAUUUCCCCAGUUUUUAUAUGGUAGUAUAAAAUUAACCAAAAAUGCUCACUUUUGACAAGUCUGACUAAGUAUUCGACCAAGGAGUAAAACUAGUUACCGCUUCAUUCUUUUUUUUUUUUAAUAGUUUGAUACUAAUACAUAAAGCAUGAUAAAAGUUGUAAACAAUACCUCAAAAACCUCUAAGCGAACAAGGAUGUUUCAUAAAAUGUCCCCAUUUUAAAUUACUUGUUUCAAAACUACUUUGAAACAUCAAUUACCUUAUGUAAUAUCCAUUUAAUCCAUAUAAUUGAACGAUUCUCAACUUAAUUUGAAUUAACAUCGUGCUAGAAAAAAUAUUUUUUCUAGGUUGAAGCCAAUUCAAUUUAGUAUAUGUACAAUAAAUUUAUUAGAAAUGGAUGUAUGUAUUAUCAUAUAAUUUAAAAAUUGCGAAAUACUGCACUGUAUAUUCAUAUCAUAAAUACAAUCUAAUUAAAAUUUGAUCUUGGUAACUUCUACGUUUGUAUAAUUCGUCUUUAAUUUUAGUCGAUUAUUUAGUAUGAAGUGAAGCGCUUUUAAGGUUUAAUAAAUUAAUGAACGUCCAAAUAUUAUUUUUCUAUUAUGAAUAACUUAAAAUAUUUAAAUUUAAUAUAAAGCGAAAUAAAACUGCUACUGUGCUUCAUAAACUCAAGUAAGACAUUUUUAUGAGACACCUCUUGCAAACGUGAUACGUGCAUUUUCAAUACAAUUACCUAUAAAAGAUUACUUCCCUUUUUGUAAAGUGUGCUUUAGAUGUCUUUAUUUUAUAUUUAUUUAUAUACCUAAUAAUGGUGAACUGUAUUUGGAAAAAGUACUAAUAUUAUUGUAUCAUAUCUAUUCUAAUAUCUAUUUAUAGAAACCUCUGCAAUGAUCUCGUAAGGUGUUCCGAGGGAUAGUUAAAAAACAAACCCCUCGUUUCUAAUGCAGUUCACCUUGUACUCUAGUCAUAAUAUUGUCAUAUCUAUAACAGUAUUUAAUAUAUAAUUACACUAAUAA